UCCUAUUAAGUUUUCACGCAUGUGCUCUUGCAAAAUAUUGCCGAUAUUUGCAAUGACCAUUAGCAGUGGUAAAAUAGGUUUGAACGAUAGAAAAGAAUGAAUUGUUAACGAAAUAGACGGAUUUCAUUCGUUUUAGAAACAUUUUACAACAUUAAUUUGAUAUAUCACGUAUACAUUACAUUGAAAAAGUAUAUUUUAAUAGUCCUGUUCCGUAACUCAGUGCCGAGCAGUAUCCUGCAAAAUGAAGCAAGUUAUUUGUAGGAAAAUAGGAGACAGAAUUAUUCUAGUUUCAAAGACGUCCCGUUAUCCUGUACCCAUAGUCAGUACGAGAAAUUUAAUGUCAGGCAGAUACAACAGAAUUUAUCGCCCAUUGUUAGCCUCCCCGCAUGUACGUUAUUUUGGAAAUCCUAAUCGUACAUAUGCCAUGUUUAUUGGACGAGUAUUAAGAGGAGCAUUGAAGAUCCGAUAUCUUUUAUUGGGUGGUGCAGUUGGAGGUGGAGUUACAUUGCAAAAGAAAUAUGAACAAUUGAAAGAAGUUAUGCCUGAUAUGGGCUGGUUAGAUGAUAUACUUCCUGAUGAAAAAAGAUGGAAAAAUAUUCAUAACAAACUUCUGUCUGCUAAGGGUAUCUUAGCAGAGAAAAUGGAAUUUGAUCCACGUAUAAAGGAGUUUGGAGAAGCCAAGUAUAGGCAAUACAGGGAAUGGUUUAAUCAAAGGCUGGACGAUGCUAUUAAGGCAGCAGAAGUGAACCAGAAUCAAGCAGUGGAUUCUUCUGAUAGUAUAUUUGACGCGACCUCAGCAAUAUUAUACCGACUUUAUUCAGAAUCAAAAGAUCAAAUUAGAACCAAUUCUGUAGCAUUUGCUCGGCCAUUGCCCGAUGAGAACAUUCAAGAGGAUCGUAAGAAAGCUCAAACUUCCCAAGAAAGAAUAAACGCUAUGCAGGAAGAAGUGAUGCAAACACAGUUGAGGUAUCAGCGCGAGCUUGAAAGGCUAGAACGGGAAAACAAAGAACUCCGAAAACAGAUGCUUCUACGUGGCAAUCAAAAGCUGAAUAAUAAGAAAAUAAAAAAAUCAUUGAUCGACAUGUACAGUGACGUUCUGGACGAACUUAGCGAUUAUGAUAGCACCUAUUCUACCACCGAUCAUUUACCAAGAGUGGUGGUUGUCGGUGAUCAAAGUUCUGGCAAAACGUCUGUGCUGGAAAUGAUCGCCCAAGCAAGGAUAUUCCCAAGAGGUGGUGGUGAAAUGAUGACCAGAGCUCCAGUCAAAGUCACUCUAAGCGAAGGUCCCUAUCACAUAGCUCAGUUCAAAGACAGUUCUAGAGAAUUUGACUUGACGAAAGAGUCGGAAUUAGCCGAGCUAAGACGCGAGGUGGAGUUACGUAUGAAGAACAGCGUUAAAAAUGGUAAAACAGUUAGCCAAGAUGUGAUUUCAAUGACUGUAAAAGGGCCAGGUCUUCAGCGUAUGGUCCUGGUCGAUCUGCCCGGUAUAAUUAGCACAGUCACAGUUGAUAUGGCAGAAGAUACUCGAGAUGCAAUUCGACAAAUGACUCAGCAACACAUGAGCAAUCCAAAUGCAAUUAUUCUCUGCAUCCAAGAUGGAUCUGUGGAUGCUGAAAGGAGCAACGUAACGGAUCUUGUUGCUCAAAUGGACCCAACUGGGAAACGUACCAUUUUCGUUUUGACAAAGGUGGAUUUAGCUGAGGAAAACUUGACGAACCCUGAUCGCCUCCGUAAAAUAUUAUCUGGUAAAUUAUUUCCUAUGAAAGCGUUAGGAUAUUUUGCUGUCGUCACUGGUCGUGGCAAACAGGACGACAGUAUACAGACGAUCAGAGAUUACGAAGAACAAUUCUUCCGCACCUCCAAGCUUUUUAAGGAUGGUUUAGUAAUGUCCGGACAAGUUACCACAAGAAAUCUGAGUCUUGCGGUUGCGGAAUGUUUCUGGAAGAUGGUUCGGGAGACUGUGGAACAGCAGGCAGACGUAUUUAAAGCGACCAGGUUUAAUCUUGAAACUGAAUGGAAAAAUAAUUUUCCCAGACUGAGACAACUGGAUCGGGAUGAACUCUUUGAGAAAGCUCGAGGAGAGAUAUUAGACGAGAUUGUAAAUCUGUCUCAAGUUUCACCGAAACACUGGGAAGAAACUUUAUUGAACAUUAUUUGGGACAAAGUUAGUACGCACGUGUUUGAAAAUAUUUAUUUACCCGCUGCUCAAAGUGGAAAUCCAGGUACGUUUAAUACAACUGUUGACAUCAAACUACGACAGUGGCCGGAAGAGCAUUUGCCAGCUCGAAGCGUCGAGAGUGGCUGGGAAUGUUUGCAAAUGGAAUUUAAUCAUUUUAUGAAUCAAGCAAAACUCAGUCCGGAUCACGAUGACAUUUUUGACAAUUUAAAGAAUGCAGUGGUUACCGAAGCGUUGAAGCGACAUACGUGGGAAGAAAAAGCCUCUGAGAUGUUACGUGUCAUACAACUGAAUACCGUGGAGGACAAAAGUGUUAAUGAUAAACGGGAAUGGGAUCAGGCAGUGCGUUUCUUAGAGACAGCCGUCAAAGAGAAAUUACAAAAUAUAGAAUUGAUCUUAAGGGAAAUGUUAGGUCCAGGCCGCAAAGAACGAUGGUUGUAUUGGCAGAGUCAAAGCGACGAGCAACGACAGCGUUCGGCAGUGAAAAAUGAGCUGGAUAAAAUUCUUUAUGCGGAUAAAAAACAUUCUCCUACUCUCACGCAAGAUGAAAUUACAACGGUUAGAAAGAAUUUGCAACGAAACGGUUUAGAAAUUGAUAACGAAUUUAUUCGAGAAACCUGGCAUCCAGUUUAUAGAAGAUACUUCUUGCAGCAAAGUUUAGCGAAAGCGUAUGAUUGUAAAAAAGGAUAUUAUUUGUACCAUACAGGCCACGAAAGCGAAGUGGAUUGCAACGACGUUGUAUUGUUUUGGAGGAUUCAACAGGUGCUGAAGGUGACUGCAAAUGCGUUAAGGCAACAAAUCAUGAAUCGUGAAGCUCGUAGGUUAGAUAAAGAAAUAAAAGAAGUGUUGGAGGAUUACAGUCAAGAUAAUGAAAUCAAAAAGCAAUUAUUGACUGGUAGACGAGUCACGUUGGCUGAGGAACUCGAACGUGUUAGACAAAUUCAAGAGAAACUUGAAGAAUUUAUUCAGGCAUUAAAGAAGGAGAAAUGAACGAAAUCUGACUGAGAAUUUAGGUAUUUAAACAGAGAGGUGCACGGUAUGUGUGAUAUCGCGUAACAGCCAUGGCGGCUGUUGCGUGAAUACUUAGGUAUUAUUCUUUUUCUUUUUUCAUUGCCGAAGAACACAGCACGUACUGUUAUCAGUUUUUACGGGAAAACUGUGCGAACAGGACAAGAAAACCUUUGAUAUGAAAUGCGGUUCGAAUUUGUAGCACUAAAAUUAUAACUAAGCGAACGCGGUAAUGGUUGUGCAAUUUUAUUAAUUGCACAUCUAGCAAAGUUUUUUGUGACACAUUUGUCCAAUGGAUUAAAUACAAUAUUAUUAGCGACUUAGCAUAAAUCAUACCAAAGCAGAGCAAUUGAAAAAUUAAUGGAAUAACGCUUGCAUAAUGAUAAACUGAAUGAAUUGCGUGUAUGAUGAUACAUGAAAUGUAGAUAUCUCAAAUAAAAUACAUAUUUAAUUCUUA
Messenger RNA from Osmia lignaria (orchard mason bee), 3641 nucleotides. RefSeq names its product Opa1 mitochondrial dynamin like GTPase (gene Opa1). Gene Ontology annotation, biological process: endocytosis; mitochondrial fusion; peroxisome fission. The record is from RefSeq and is a predicted model, not a curated record. NCBI's taxonomy places the organism in Eukaryota, Metazoa, Arthropoda, Insecta, Hymenoptera, Megachilidae. Gene Ontology annotation, molecular function: GTPase activity; GTP binding; microtubule binding. Gene Ontology annotation, cellular component: mitochondrial intermembrane space; mitochondrial membrane; microtubule.